Phytomonas sp. EM1 is the source of this 1024-nucleotide messenger RNA. The record is from the annotation of a GenBank genome assembly. Lineage: Eukaryota; Euglenozoa; Kinetoplastea; Trypanosomatida; Trypanosomatidae.
GAAAAGCAUUAAAGCUAUAAAACGUAUUUUUCUGUUAAUGCUUUACAACCCCAUUUUACGCAGUCUACGUAUUGCUGCAUCACUAACUUCGUGCUUCACAAUGAGUAAGAAAGGUUCUGCUGCCGCACUGACCCCGUCAAGAAAGGCUUCCUCUGGCGGUUCGCCCAACGAAAAGAGUGGGUCGACUACUGAAGCCACAGAUGUAUCACAUACGGGUGUAGUUUUGCCAGCUGAAGGACCCGGGCUUCACCACUUCGAUAAAAAUGUGCUGAGCACCGUUGACUCUGUGAUUAUAAACAGAUGGACUUGUCGGAAUUUUGACGAAACCCGCUCGGUAGAUGAGAACCUCAUCCGGCGGCUUCUCAACACGACGAUGCGCGCCCCAACGGGGUUUAACCUCCAGCCUUGGCAUGCGAUUGUGGUUCAGGAUGCUGAGAGAAGGAAGGCCCUGUGCACGGCAGCGCUCGGACAGCCGCAGAUUCAGAAAGCGCCUCUGUCGAUCGUCUUUGUGGGUGACAUGGAGGCCGAGCGUAACGCUCCUCAGGUUCUUGAAAUGGGCCUGGAGAACGGCUACCUCACGGAGGCUUAUGCACCUCUUUUCCUUCGUAAUGUGUAUUACUUCCUUCACGGUGGCCCACUUCAAGCCAUGGCCCUCACCAAGUCGGUGCUGUCGAGUUGCUACAGCAAGUUCACCGGCACCCCACUUCUUUCAGUGCCCGUUUCCAUGAAGAGCUACGCGUGGAAGCAAACGAUGAUUCCCGUGACGACUUUCGUGCAUUUAUGCACAGCCGCAGGGUUGAAUACGUGCAUAAUGGAGGGAAUGGAUGAGGAGGCGGUGAAAAAAGUAGUGGGACUGUCCGGUCGAUACACCGUUCCUGUGAUCGUGAGUGUUGGCUACGCAGCACCGCCCCCCGUGGAGGAAUCAAGCGAAAGUGGAGGUGAGGCAGCCCCCAGUAAGAAGCAGAAGUUGGCCUGGUCACCACGCUUUGCCUUUGAUCACGUUAUCCGAUGGGAAAAAUUUUAA